Molecule: messenger RNA, 4950 nt
Organism: Closterium sp. NIES-65
Lineage: Eukaryota; Viridiplantae; Streptophyta; Zygnematophyceae; Desmidiales; Closteriaceae
Source: the annotation of a GenBank genome assembly
AUGCUAACGCCACUGUUCGCUCACAGUGGGCCACACGUGAUGCUGCUGCUCGCCUUGCUGUUCGCCGCCACUUACCGACCACUGAGCGUGCGCACUUUAGCCAGUACAAGAGUGCUCAGACCUUGUACGACCACUCUCACCGUUGACCUCCUCGAGAAGGCCCUCCUAGCGAUAGAAAAGAGCAUAGUCGCUGUAGGAGCCUCUCGUGGUGACCCUCGCACCCCCGUCUUUGAGGGGUGUUCUCCCUCCCCCCUCUUGCCCUCUGUCGCCUCUGCUGCUGCGGCCGACCUCGUUGGUUUCGAGUCGAACGGCGCUGCGUCUGCCCCGAGUGGGAGACGCCGCACCGGCAAGGGCAAGGGGGGCAAGGGCUCUGGAGGGGGUGGAGGGGGCGGUGGAGGUGGUGGUGGAGGCGUUGGAGGGAGUGGGGGUGGUGGUGGGAGUGGUGCCGGGGGUGGUGGUGGCGGCGGCAGCAGUGGAGGCGGCGGAGGCGGUGGAGGUGGCGGAGGGAGCGGAGGCGGCGGAGGUAGUGGAGGAGGCGGAGGUGGAGGAGGCGGCGGAGGCGGCGGAGGUGGCGGUGGCGGCGGCGGCGGUGGUGGUGGUGAGAGUCGCGACUCUGCACCGAGGAGUGGCUCCGGUGGUGGUAAGCGCCAGCAGCAGCAGCGGAGCGGUGUGACCAUAUCCCCUCAGCAGCUUCGUGAGUGGUACACUGCACGCCAGCGAGGUGGGGGUUUUGGUCCCUGCUCCUACGUUCUCCGUACCGGCGACCGCACUGGUGAGCAGUGCGGAGGUCCGCACUCCACCCAGCGCUGCUUUGGUCGCCUGACGGACGCGUUGCGUCACCAGUUCCCUGAGGCUUCAGAGAUCCCUCGCUGGGGAGAUCUGGCUAAGGCUGGGGUUGCUAUCUUUGAUCUUGACUUUGAUGCUAUUCUUGCUGCCAUGUAUGCUGUUGCUGAUAGUGUUGAGGGUGCCUGUUACCUGUGUGUACCGCAUGACCCGGGCAUUGAGGCUGCUGCGCUAGGUGCUGGUGAGACUGCUGCUCUUGGUGCUAGUGCGUCUGCUGCCCCAGGUGCUGGUGAUUCUGCUCUCUCAGGUACUGCUUCGGCUCAGGCCCUCCACACCUUCACCCUGGACUCGGGUGCGUCCUGCUCCUUCUUUCGAGACCGCACCACUCUUACGCCGCUUAGUCGGCCGGUUGCAAUCUCCCUGGCAGACCCCUCUAGGGGUCCUGUCCUUGCUAGCUUCUCCACUGUUCUUCCGUGCCCUGCAGCCCCCUCUGGCACCCUGUCUGGUCUGUACCUCCCCUCGUUCUCUACGAACCUGGUGAGUGGAGCAGACCUACAGGAUCGAGGGGUUGACCAGUUCACUCCUGCGAGUCAGCGAGUGACCCACUGCACGUGUGCUCGGACAGGUCGACACUUGGCCACGUUCAGUCGUCGGCCAGGGUCGAGCCUGUACACCCUUACUACUGCGUCUCCUCCUACUGCUGCGCCUGCCCAGGUAGCUGCGUCGAGUCAGGUGUUUGCUGCGGCGUCCAGGUCUGGUCCUAAGUCUGCCCCCUGCUCAUGUCGUCUGCUGUCCCACCAGACUCUCCUUUGGGACCACCGCCUUGGUCACCCUUCCCUGCCUCGUCUCAGAGGCAUGGCCUCGCGUGUCCUUGUCUCUGGUCUUCCUCGGUCUCUCCCUCCCCUUCCUCCGGGGCCUGGCCCUACCUGCGUCCCCUGCGUCGAGGGGCGACAGCGCGCCGCCCCUCACUCCUCCGAGUUUCCUCCGACAGAGGCUCCAUUGCAGACUCUCCACAUGGACGUGUGGGGCCCAGCCCGCGUCAGUGGGCAGGGACGAGAGCGGUUCUUUCUGCUGGUCGUUGACGACUACUCGCGCUACACCACAGUCUUCCCCUUGCGCAGCAAGGGUGAUGUCACUGAGGUGUUGAUCGACUGGAUCCGCGCAACUUGCGGGGAGUUUUCCUCCGCCCGUCUGGGAGCCUUCUGUCGUGCACAGGGCAUCCGCCAGACCUUCACGCUUCCGGCCUCUCCACAGCAAAAUGGGAUUGCUGAGCGCCGCAUUGGCAUGGUCAUGGACGUCGCUCGUACGUCCAUGAUGCAUGCGGCUGCCCCCCAUUUUCUGUGGCCGUUUGCGGUUCAGUACGCCGCGCAUCAGCUCAACCUUCAGCCCCGGGUCUCCUUGCUAGAGACCUCCCCUGCCUUGCGGUGGACCAGGAAGGUUGGCGAUGCGUCUGCGUUUCGGGUCUGGGGAUCUAGGGCGUUUGUCCGUGACUCGUCUGCGGACAAGUUGUCCCCCCGUGCAGUUCCCUGCGUCUUCCUUGGCUUCCCCCCCGACGCGCCUGGCUGGCGGUUUUACCACCCCACCUUGUGCCGUGUUUUGUCCUCCCAGGACGUCACCUUUGACGAGUCGGUGCCUUACUACCGUAUCUUCCCCUACCGCACUGCGCCCCUCCCCCCGCCGCCGCUCUUCCUUGCGCCAGGUGCUACCCAGGUAGACCCCCUCCCUCCUCAGGGUCCUGCCCCUUCUGGUGUGUCCAAGGUGCCGGGUCUGCGGGUGCCGGGUCUGGGGGUGCUGAGACUGGGGGUGCUGAGACUUGGGGUGCUGAGACUGGGGGUGCUGAGUCUGGGGGUGCUGAGACUGGGGGUGCUGAGCCUGGGGGUGCUGAGCCUGGGGGUGCUGGGUCUGCUCGUACGUGCUGCUGAGUUUGGGGGUGCUGCUGGAGCUACUAGAGUUGGUCCUGCUGGAGCUGGUGUUGGUGCUGGUGCUGCUGGAGGUGGAGCUGCUGAGGGUAUUGGCGCUGGUGUUUCUACUGGUGCUGGUGCGUCUGGGGGUGCUGCUGAGGCAGCUGGUGCUGCCGGUUCUACAGGAGAUGGAGCUACUGGGGGUGUUGGCGCUGGCGUUGCUGCUGGCGCUGGUGCUUCUGAGGGUCCUGGAGUUGCCGCUGUUGGAGCUGGGGGUUCUGCUGGCGCUGGUGCUGCCACUAGGGGUCCUCGUGCCGUCUUUGCUGGUUCUGGAGGCGCUGUGCGGCUGAGGCCCUACUUCGUUCCCCUCCUGGAGCCGGUUCUUGGUCUCCCUCCCUCUACUGGUCCUGCUCCUCCCUUAGAGUGGCCGCAGCCUGUCCAGUCGCAGUCCCAGUUACAGCCCGCCUCCCCGCUACGUGCUCCUUCUCCCUACACUGGUCCUACUGGAGGUCUUGCUGAGCGUCGUGAGCCUGCGUCUCGUCCUGCGUCGCCUGUUCGUGCUGCUCGCACUAGUGGUCGUACUGCGCGUCCGCGUCCUCCUGCGGUCCCCGGCACACACCAGAUGGCACUGCGUCCGUCCACUGCUCCUCUGCGUGUCCCUUUGCCGUCUCCUCCUGAGUCCUCUCUUCCUUUUCUCCCUGACCCGGAGUCCGACUCCCUUCGUGCUGCUAGUCCUUUGGUCACGCGCCUUCUUGCUACUGUUGUCACUGACCCUACCUUUGAGUCCACUGCUGCGUCUGCUCUAGUUGCUGAGCUUGUCGACUUCGCUGCUCGCUGCCGUCUAGGUUACGCUGCCACUCUUGUUGCUGCGUCUGAGUCUGUCUGUCCUUCGUCCGUCGGGGGUGAGUGUGCUCUUAGCACGGACGUCCUUGAGGACAGGCAGGAGAAGUUCCAGUGCUUUGCGGCUCCUUUGCCCCAUCUGGUGUCCACGCUGAUUGCCCCUGAGAGAGACCCGGAUGCACCAGACAUCCCGACUCCUCGAUCAUAUGCUGAGGCGAUCGAGGGUCCCUACUCCUCUCAGUGGCAGUCGGCCAUGGACGCAGAGAUAGCUUCGUGGAAGUCCACGGGCACCUACGUCGACGAGGUUCCCCCACCUGGGGCGAACACCGUCAGUGGGAUGUGGAUCUUCAGGGUGAAGCGGCCGUCUGGCUCUCCGCCUGUCUUCAAGGUGCGUUACGUGGCUGGAGGCUUCAGUCAGCGGCAGGGAGUUGACUACUUUCAGACCUUCUCUCCCACCCCGAAGAUGACCACUCUUUGGGUGCUGCUGCACAUAGCCGCCCAGCGCGACUACGAGCUUCACUCUCUUGACUUCAGCACAGCUUUCCUGCAGGGCAGCCUGCACGAGGAGAUCUGGCUGCGCCACCCUCCUGGCUUCACUAGGUCGUUUCCUCGUGGUACCCAGUGGAGCCUCCGCCGGCCAGUCUACGGUCUCCGUCAGGCGCCCCGUGAGUGGCACGACAGACUGAGGACUACACUUGCGGCUCUUGGGUUUGCUCCUUCUACAGCCGACCCGUCGCUGUUUCUACGCACCGACACCUCCUUGCCGCCGUUCUACAUCCUCGUGUACGUCGACGACUUGGUCUUUGCCACUGCUGACACUACUGGACUCGCCCACGUGAAGUCCGAGCUGCAGAAGAGGCACACGUGCACAGACCUGGGUGAACUGCGCAGCUACCUUGGCUUGCAGAUCACCCGGGACAGAGCACAGCGCACCAUUACCCUGACUCAGUCACACAUGGUGCAGCAGGUCCUUCAGCGCUUCGGCUUCACGUACUCCUCGCCUCAGGCCACUCCUCUGUCUACUCGUCACUCGCUCUCAGCUCUGCCUUUGGAUGAGUCCGUAGAGUCGAGUGGCCCGUACCCAGAGCUUGUUGGCUGCCUCAUGUACCUGAUGACCUGCACACGACCUGACCUUGCAUACCCUCUUAGCAUCUUGGCACGCUAUGUUGCUCCUGGGAGACACAGACAAGAGCACAUGGCUGAAGCGAAGAGGGUGUUUCGCUACGUGUGCAGUACGUCGGGCAUGGGGCUAGUGCUUGGAGGGCGACGUCGAGUAGUCCUCACAGGUCACGCUGACGCUUCUUGGGCUGACGACCAGGCUACGCAGCGGUCGUCACAGGGUUACACCUUCAGCCUUGGCUCCGACUCUGUUUCGUGGCGGUCUACCCGCUCGUCUUUUAUUCUCAGCUCCAGCUGUGAGGCCUAG